This is a messenger RNA of Macrosteles quadrilineatus (aster leafhopper), 3966 nucleotides long. Its product is annotated as GTP-binding protein Di-Ras1-like. Gene Ontology annotation, molecular function: GTPase activity; GTP binding. The record is from RefSeq and is a predicted model, not a curated record. Lineage: Eukaryota; Metazoa; Arthropoda; Insecta; Hemiptera; Cicadellidae. The transcript has 5 exons. Bases 257 to 1018 code for a protein of 253 amino acids.
UCAAGAGUAGUGUUGUCGUACGAGUGCUUGUGUGGGAGUGUUUAAAUAUUUGGUUUCGUUUUUCAACAGGUGAGACAUAUAAAUGGUGUUAACAUACAUUUGAACAUCAAAUGCAAACCGAACAUAAACAUAUUUAUGAAGAGGUCAUAAACAUCCAUAUCUGAAAACGAAUGGAGUAUGGUGUAUGGUUAAGGCUCCUCCUCUAGCCAAGAUGUUUGAAAGCUAGGAGGAACCAGGUGAUACAAAGCUGGGGAGAAUGUCGGAUGAACGCAUCCGCCUGGUGAUCCUGGGAGGGGCGGGGGUGGGCAAAAGCUGCAUAGUCAAGAGGUUCCUCUUCAACCAAUACGUGGACAGAUACAAAAGUACUGUUGAGGACUUGUAUAACCGAGAGUUUGACCUAGGACCUGUCACGAUAAAGGUGGAUAUUCUAGACACAGCAGGCGACAUACAGUUCCCCGCAAUGAGGAGGCUCAGCAUAGCAACGGCUCACGCCUUCCUCUUAGUCUACUCCAUCACCUCCGCAGAUUCUUUCUCUCAAGCCAAAUGUUGUCUGGAAGAGAUUCGUGAACAGCGAGCCGACUGGCAGGAAAUCCCUACUGUAGUGGCUGGCAACAAGCUAGACCUGGCAGUGACCAGACGGGAGGUCAGGGUAGAGGACGUCAGUGAGUGGCUGUUCUGCUCUCUACCUAAACUGAGAGCAAAACUGAUGGAGUGCUCGGCCAAAGAUAAUUACAAUGUGCGUGACAUUUUCAAGUGUUUUGUCACUUUGUCACGGAUUUUGCCACCGGCGGAGGACGAGACGCCUCUGAAGCGACGGUCUAGCGCCUACGUCAGAGGUGGACAACGUCGUGCGGCCAGUCCUCAGACUAGCUCUGAGGCAAGCACAAGUACUCCGACCAACCCGGAACCAUCCAGGGCGAAGCCCCGCAGCCGUAGUCUCAUCAGACGUAGCAGCAGAAAAGCUAAACAGCAAAUUCGAGAUGCUCAUAAUGGCACUGAUGACUGCAACGUCUCAUAGAGCCAUAAGAUUGCAACAUCUCAUAAGUCAUGAGAUUGUGAAGUCUUCUAGAUCUAUGAGAUUGCAGCCUACAGAUUGCACCAACUCGUUUAUUUUCGUACUUAGGUGCUGAGAUUUGGACGUUAUAUUCCAAUUUGACGUGAUUUUGAAAAUCGGUAGUAUACAUUGAAGUUUUUACUAAUAAGUAGGUUUAUCAGUUUAAAUAUUCUGAAUGCUCAGUAAAGUUUAAAGUUGAUGUUAGCUUGAAAGAUUUGGUAACAAUGUCACUUUGAAAAAUACUUAUAAAUGUUUGUCUUGAAAGACAAAAAUGAUUAACUAUGUAGCAAGGACUGAAAGAUUAGUAUUUUAGAAUUGAGAUAUUUUAAAUACAAGAAUGAUAAUUGGGAUGGUUUCAUAAGGCUCAAUUUCACUACGUAACCAAGAUUCCUUGAGCACUUCAUUUUGUAUAUUGAAUUAGAAUUUUUGCGUACUUGAUUAUAAAAUUGACUGAAAAAAAAACAUUCUAUGUAACGGUAGACGCUUUUUCAUUGACAGAAACAUAGGUGGUGAUUUUUUCUUAGGAUGUUUGGCUAUUUUAAUUACAUCACUCCAGUUUUCAUAGCACUUUAGUUGAUUUGAAAAUUAAAGACGAUUACCAUAUGAUUUUCCUUUUUGGAUUAAUUAAAUGUAGCUUUUUAAUCAAAAUUACUCUAAUUUACAGCAUUAAUUUGUGCUGGUGUUCAACUAAACCUAUUAAUACUACACUCUUAAAAGGCUCAAGCUUCAAAAGGCAUUGGCUCUUUAUAGAAGUUUUCCAAUAUAGGGGAAAAAAUUAUAAGAGAAAUUGGGCCUUAGUCUCUCAAACACAUUUAUUACAUCUCUUAAACCAGGUAAGAGCUUUAAUGUAGAUUGCUAGAAUAGAGUACGUUUAGGGUCAUUAUUAAUGUACUUUUAAGAUUUUUUAUGUUUAUAUGUGCAUAGUGUUAAGGGCUUGUGUAAUUUUAAGAAAUAUAAUAGAUAUUUUUGGUGGGCAAAACGUUGGUAAAUUUAUUAAAAUCUCCAAUAUUUAAAAAUGUUAGCAUUUAAACUUGGGAGUUAAAAGUGUAUAUUUUUUACUUUAACGCUGCACAAUUUCAAACCAUAACAUUUUCGAAUAUAAACGCCAUAAUUCACCUAUGGCUUUAUAUUAUUCGCUAUUAUGAUUUAUAAAAAUAAAUUAUGUUGAAAAACACUCUCUCUGAGUAUGCUAGGAAUCAAACGAUAUUGAAUAUAUUGGAAUUUUGACAUUUAAAAUUAAUUCAUAUGUUACAUUUGGGAUGGUUUUAAAUGUUUUAAUUGGUACUAUAAACUGUUUGAUGGAACCUGUCACCUUUCCCGCCGUCUACCUUUGGAUCUGGCCAAUGGCUUAAGGCUCGAGCCAUUGGCCAGUCCCGGGAAUAGGAGACAAAUUCCAUCAUACAGACAGCCAUAUGGACCGAAAAUCGCUAACGGACCAAAUAAGGUGCACAUUUUUACUUUUUACUACUUGUAAGUUUUUUUUAGCUUUGCUUGAAUAACUAUUAGGUAGUAAAGGCCUAUAAUACAAGAAUAAUUACGUUAUUAAGACUAAGACUGUACCACUUAGAGCUUAAUAAGUCAGCAGAUAGAUUUAAUUUAGAAGCUUGUUGUUUACAAAUAUUGUCUUAGAUUCAUGUUUAGUUCCCGAAUAAUUAUUUUUAAUGGUUUAUAUGAAUGGUAAUAACAAAAAUAGUCAACCAUAAACUCAACGUUUUUUUAUGAUCUCAGACGCACAUAUUUAGGUAUGAUUGUAAAACAUUUAAAAUAAGUGUUGAUUUUAUGGCUAAAUGUAUUUGUUAUCCGUCCUUAAUUGUACAUAGGAUAAAUGGUAAUUACAAUAUAUGUAUUGCUUUACCUGUUUAAGGUCCAUCCACAGCCAUAUUUUAGAUGUUUCAUAAGGAUCAGGUUCAAUGCAUGAUUUCAUUUUAUCCCAAUUGCUUGUAUUGUACGGAGUUAAUUGUAAAAUUUAAUGAAAGUUGUAUGUGUAAAUUAUAUUGAAAAUUCUGUUAUCUUUUUUGUUAUGGGUUAACUUAAUGCAGAAGUCUAUGGUCUAUGUUUUUUUUUUUAUUUGAGGAAAAUUAUUGCUUACCCAAUAUUUAACAGAUUUAAUUAAGCUUUGAAUUUAAUUUUUUUCAGGUUUACAUGUUUCUCCGUACAUUUAGUAUCCAAAAUGUGACGGACUAUAGUGUGAUAAUUUGUGGAACGUAAAGAUCUGACAUCGAACUGUCUAGAUUGGGUUUACUUGUAAUGUCUUGAUGUGUGUUUUACUAGAUAUUCCAUGUCUUUGAUGUCAUUGGUCAAUGUAUAAUUGAAAUAAAUUGAUUAAGGUUUCCAUGUUAUAAUUUUACAGAUGUUUGAUAUAAAAGUUUAUCACAGUUUAAAAUGUUGUUUUUAGAUGAAACAUUUUGCUGGAUGGCUUUGGUAGUUUUGUUAAUAUUUAAACAGUUUAAUUCACUAAUUUAACUAACAGCUGAUGUCAAAGUUGAUUCCUUAAUAUAUUGUGAAUAUAGUAGUUUAAGAUAAGGAUUGAAUUAUUUAGCCAACAUAUUAAAUAUGAUGUAUUAUAGUUUAAACCAUUCUUAAUUUGUGAUACUUUCAAAAUAAUUAUAAUUACGUAAAUAAUUGAUAUGCAAAAUAGUUUAUUUUAUUUUUGUUAUUGAAUCAGCAUGAACGUAGCGUGUAAAAAAUGUUUACGCUGGUUUAGCCUUGCAGUUGUAUGUAUGUUAUUGAAUUUCAUGUUAAUUAUUUAAUGUUUAUUGUUAUUUACAUUGUUAAAGUUUGUUAUCGAAGUAAAUUAUUAUAUUUGAUGGUUACGCUUAAUAUAGCUAUUACUGUAUGUUAUGAUCGUAAUGUAUGUAGGAUGGGAGCAAGAUUUAAUGUUUGACCAUAUCAUAUUGUACCAAUACAAGAUA